This is a messenger RNA of Mirounga angustirostris (Northern elephant seal), 7000 nucleotides long. It is a transcript of the gene EFNA5, whose product is annotated as ephrin A5. The record is from RefSeq and is a predicted model, not a curated record. The coding region runs from base 1887 to 2573 and encodes 228 amino acids. Gene Ontology annotation, molecular function: ephrin receptor binding. Gene Ontology annotation, biological process: regulation of cell-cell adhesion; ephrin receptor signaling pathway; regulation of actin cytoskeleton organization. NCBI's taxonomy places the organism in Eukaryota, Metazoa, Chordata, Mammalia, Carnivora, Phocidae. The transcript has 5 exons. Gene Ontology annotation, cellular component: external side of plasma membrane; plasma membrane.
GCAGCGGCGCUGGCUGGGCGCGGGCGGGCGGCGCCUCCCCCUGCUAGGUCCGGAGCUCGCACCCGCGCUCGCGCAGCCCGCCUGCCCCGCGCCCUGCGCUACACGCCCGGGCACCGCCCCCUUCCACGGCCGCGCCGCCCACGUCCACGUUCACGCGCGCGGCCUUGCGCUCCGGUGCGGCGGCGGCGGCGGCUGCUGCUGGGUCGCCGUUGCUGUCGGCUUUACACGCAGGUCAUUAACGAGGGGGCGUGCCCGAGGAGAUUUUUUCCCAUAAAGCAUUUUUUCUCUCUUUUUUUUUCUCUUUUGCAAAACUGACUUUUACCUCUUUCCACUUCUCGCCAGUCAUUUCAAUCCCUCCUGGGCUGUUCGUGCUGCUGCUGCUGCACUCAAGUUUAUUUUCCCGCCUGGUAGAGGUUUUAGGAUUCGGUUGGUGCUUUUCACCUCUUGUUGCUGCUGUGCCCAAGGAGGGAAAGAGGAGCAGCUGCAGGAGGAUCGGGAAGGUUUUCUGAUGUAGUCAUCGGGGAGGUGCCACUCGCUCCUGCGCUCGCUCUCUCUCUUUUUUUUUCUCUUUUCCCGUUUCAAACUGAUUGAUGCAUCUCUACAAGUUGCCGGGCUUGGGGCAAGACCCGUCGGAGUCGCAGGGACACUUCUGAGCGCUCACCCGAGGCUCUUGGCACCGCGUCUGGGGGCUCAGUCUUGCUCCCGGAAGGCGAUCGGAGACUGACAUCAGCCCAUCCAGGAGUUGCAGGGAUUCAUUUAAAAAGUGAUUGUUUUCCCUCUCGCUCUCCAGCCUAACAGUUGGGUUGGCGUCGUCCUGCAGGUUUGGGCAUCCCAGCUCCGCCUCGCUGGCUGGUUCGUAACCUCUGCUCUUCAUUCACUCUGGUGCACCCACACCCGGCCAAGAAAAGCACGCGCGAGAAAUCCCCGAGGCUCUGCCAGCGCCAGGGGUGUCGUCUCCCGCCGCCGCAGUCCGACUCCGCCGGGGGGACCUGCCGGAGGACACGGAGAGCCAAACUUUUCUUUGAGGUUUUCAAGGCAAGACCGCUCCUCGCCAGCUUAACUGCCGCUUAAGCAGUUCCAGGACGCCGGCGGGGCUGGGUUUGUGGCCCCGGAUCCCCACCCUUUUCGGCGCGGCGCGGCGCAGCGCCCCGAAUCCGCAGCACCUACGACUCCUCCGAGAUUUCCAAGGGUCUCCUGGUUAAGGCACAGAGGAGGCGGGGGAAGGGGGUCCUUACCUCCGGGGCCACAGGCGCGAAGCCCUCCAUCCACACGGAGCCCUCCUCCUGCAGUUUCUCACCCGCCGCCAAAGUAACUUGGAGCGAAGCGGGGCGCACUGCGAGGGCCCUGGGCGGCGGCGGAGCCGUGCGCAGCCCGCGGCGCCGACGCUGAGCCGGGCCCGGCGGGCCAGUGUAUGUCUCCCCGCGGCUGCGGCGCGCAACUCCCGGUGACUGUGCAGCGUGCGCCGCCGCCUGCCCCAACCCGCGGUGCCGCCGCCCGGCCCGGUGCGCACCUCCUCCUCCCGGGGUGACCGGCCUGCCGCCGCCGCUCGAGACACAGCUUGGCACCCCUUCCCCCGCCCUCGCCGCCGCCACCACACACACGCAUGCUUCUCUCCAUCUUGUGAUUCCUUUUUUCCUCCUGAACCCUCCAGUGGGGGUGCGAGUUCGUCUUUGCCCCCUCCCCGACCCCCCCCCCCCGUCUCCUCUUCUCGUUCUCCUUCCCCUCCCCAGCUUGGUGUGCGCCUCUUUCUUUUCUCGCCACUCUUCAUUCUUAUUUAUUCAUAUUUAUUUGGCUCCUGCUCUCUUUCUCCCCUUCCCUCCCUCCCUCCGGAUCCCUGCUCUUUCCCCGGAGUGGCUUGUCGGGGGCUCCGCCGCUGGCCAGGCGUGAUGUUGCACGUGGAGAUGUUGACGCUGGUGUUUCUGGUGCUCUGGAUGUGUGUGUUCAGCCAGGACCCAGGCUCCAAGGCCGUCGCCGACCGCUACGCCGUCUACUGGAACAGCAGCAACCCCAGAUUCCAGAGAGGGGACUACCACAUUGACGUCUGUAUCAACGACUACCUGGAUGUUUUCUGCCCUCACUAUGAGGACUCGGUCCCAGAAGACAAGACUGAGCGUUAUGUCCUAUACAUGGUGAACUUUGAUGGGUACAGUGCCUGCGACCAUACUUCCAAAGGGUUCAAGAGAUGGGAAUGUAACCGGCCCCACUCUCCAAAUGGACCGCUCAAGUUCUCGGAGAAGUUCCAGCUCUUCACACCCUUUUCUCUGGGAUUCGAAUUCAGGCCCGGCCGGGAAUAUUUCUACAUCUCCUCUGCAAUCCCAGAUAAUGGCAGAAGGUCCUGUCUAAAGCUCAAAGUCUUUGUGAGACCAACAAAUAGCUGUAUGAAAACUAUAGGUGUUCAUGAUCGUGUUUUCGAUGUUAACGACAAAGUAGAAAAUUCAUUAGAACCAGCAGAUGACACCGUACAUGAGUCAGCCGAGCCAUCCCGCGGUGAGAACGCGGCACAAACACCAAGGAUACCCAGCCGCCUUUUGGCAAUCCUACUGUUCCUCCUGGCGAUGCUUUUGACGUUAUAGCACAGUCUCCUCCCGUCACCUGUCACAGAAAGCAUCAGGGUCUUGGAACACCGGAGAUCCACCUAACUGCUCAUCCUAAGAAGGGACUUGUUAUUGGUUUUUUGGCAGAUGUCAGAUUUUUUGUUUUCUUUCUUUCAGCCUGAAUUCUAAGCAACAACUUGGGGCCAGGAGGGCUCAAGUAGCUGCUGCUCCCCUGCCCUACCCCCCGCCCCCAGCCCUUGCCUUCUCUCAUCCCUUCCAAAUUGAAUGGACUCCAGAUGAAAAUGCCCAAUUGUCCAUAGUGACACCAGUGGUCGUCAGCGCCUGUGCAUUCUCCUCUAAGAGCCCACCUCCGUUAGCGUACUGUGACAGUGGUCUAUGGACAAGGAGGAACGGUGGCAGAUGUGGCUAGUGAUGGCAAGGCCCAGGGGGGGUUUUCCUCUCCCAUACAAUAUUUAUGCCUUCUCAUUCAGGACUGUAAGAUGAUCGUGCGGGGCAUCAUGUCACCAUGUCAAGUCCAGAGGGGAGGUAGUAAGGACAGAUAUAAUAUUACACCCUUUCCUCUAGGAGUACAUAAAUGAACAGGCUUCCAAAAGGUUGAGACACUGGUUUGUUUUGUUUUGUUUUUUGGUUCUUGGGGGUUUUUUUGUUUUUUUUUGUUUUUUGCUUUUGUUUUUUGGGGUUAUUUUUUUACGAUGACUGUCUUAAAGCACUCUUGACAGCAAAACUUGUGCUCCACGAAAGCAGCCUUUUUUUCUAGAAAGCAGGUCGGGUGCGGGAAUGCUAGCUAGCACAGAGCAAGGGUGAAAACAGAGAAAACUAGGUUUGGUGGGGGUGUGUACGUGUGAGUGCCUCUAAUUUUUUUGGUGACUGGACAAUGCACACCAGAUUUUUUUUCCCUUGGAAUACAGAUCACCAUGGUGCUACAAUAAUUUUUUUUAAAAAGAAACUCAAAGAGGCAUUUUUAUGAAUAAAGUGACCUUCCCCAAGGCUGACAAGCCAGGGUUGAUGAGUGUAUAAUGGAAUAGCUCUGGAUGCUCCUCUGGGGGACGAUAGGUACCAAGGAAAGGAGGUCAGUGGCCAGAGGAGAUGUGAUUUGGCUUUGCUGGAGCGCCAGUGCGUGCUGUGGCCUUUCCCCGACUCCCACCCUAGUACCCACGUUUCGCUCCACACUCCACAUCUACAGGGGCUCGGACACACAGCCCUGUCACCAGGAGAGUCAGUCAGCACUACUUGGGAGGGCUAAAGGGAAAUUUGGAAUAAAAAUUCCAAAGUUUGGAAUAAAAAAUUCAAGUGUUGAUUUUAUAUUCUUUCCCUUUCUGACACAGCCUGAAGCGUAGGGGGAACAUGUGUUUAUCUGUGGGAGAUAAACAAGAUGGAGUCCCAAAGACUUUAACAAAAUAUUUUUUUAAAAAUCCACUAGAAUAGAAAAUACAUUAUUUAGAUAUACUUUAUGCUGAGAGUGAGUAUAUAUGCUUGUCCUAUUUAAACUUGUGAGAAAAAAAGUGGUAUCCCUUGAUACAUUUAGAAAUAUAGGGGGCUAUCUUGUUUCAUUGUCGGGGUGGGGCAGAAGGAGAAUAAACGCAAGACGACCCUGUUUGAGGAAUCUUAGCAUGGCCAACAAGGGCCAUUUCCAGUUGAUUACCAGGAAAUACAAGCCUUGGGGGUUACUUAACUACUGGUGAGGCUGUCACCAACUUUGAACUCCAAAAGCCUAGACAGGGAAAAGUGUCAGACCAAUGGAAAAGAAAUCUAGCCUUUUUACUAUUGCACGACAUGUCAGUAGGAACCAUGCCUUUCAGAACAGAGCAAAAAGUAAAUGCAGUGAUUAUGUAACUUACGAAAAAUUGGAAGCGUUCCAGCAAAAUAAGGCUUUUUAAAAAUAGGUAUAUUUGUUUUUUUAAAAUGUCUAUAUGAAAAAAAGAGAGGGGUCAUAUUAUGCACAGACUUCGUGAAUGGGAAUUUGCUACGAAUUGUGAGUAGUUCUGAAUUAGAAAAAUGUGUGUGAAUGAAAGGCAGCUUGUAAAGGUACUUGCACCCUGGAGAGUUGUACACAUGUUGGCAUGUAAUCUGGGCUUACCUGAUCCAUUUGGAAUGGACGUUACUGCUGGGUCUCUUUGCACUUGGAGCCCCGGGGGUGGGGUCGCCAGCCUCACAGACACAAUCAGUGCUGCUUCCCCAGACAUCAGGAACUCCUCUGGAGUGACCGAGUCUUGUCACAGAAGGCAGCCACCAUUUCACUGGAACAGAAGUUCACAGCAUUGGAUUCUUUUUUCCUUUAACUCUUUAUAUGCUCAGUACUCUCAGUAAUAUCCAGUAAUACUUCUUUUUAUUAAUAGUUACAGGCUUGUUGGUCCAGUGGGAUUUGAGUGGGGGUGGGGGGAGGAUACCUGCUAAAAUGGAUCAACAGAACCAAAAUAAUACUGCAUGUUCUAUAACCACAAGGAAAUCGAAUGAUCCUGUAAAGAUUCCAGUUAGUCAUAACUACAUUAGCAGUGCUAAUUUCAUUUUAGAAAUGGUGACUUCUGUGGUUUUGCUAGCAUUCGUCUCUAACAAAUGAUAAAAUAAUUACUCAUGGCCCUCUCUGCCACUGUCUUUCAUUUUUCACAGUGAAAUUAGACCCCUUUACUUCAUUAUGCCACUACAAAUUAAGUUUGGGGAAAAAAAAAAAAGGCAAGACUAUCCACACCAGUAGACAGUAUGCUUCUCUACCGUUAAGUGAUGGAAUUGUAGGUAAUGUUGGCCACAGAGUUUCCAAGACAAUGAUUGGUAUCAGAGAGUUUUCUUCUUGUCCAGAAAGUGCUGGUGGCCUUUUAUGGUGGUGGUAACAACCCUCCGGGGGCUUAGGAGAAUGUCGAUGCAAUUUUGUAGCAGCUUUUAAUUAAACAACAACAACAACAACAACUCAAAGUCUGAAGGGCAGCCUUAGCUGCCUCUCAGCCCCAGUAAGUCAAACCCCAGCGACGUUUGCCCCUGGUUGCCAAGGGCUUUGCAACAUGAAGCAGGGAAAUAAGGAUCUGUCUGUUUAGUGGAUACCGUGUAUCCUUUAAUAGACCAGGUAACAGUUCGUGUUAGUUUAGACUAUUGUUUUGUACUGUACUUUCUUGGGUGGCAGAGGAAAGAAAAGUAAAACGUUAAAAAGAAAAAAAAAAAAAAACUGCGUUCUUUAAUUCUGUAUUAUUAGCGACCUCUGUUGUAUAUAGUGUUUGAUAAUAAAGUAUUGAUUUGAUUCUUAUGUCUUUUGUAAGUGAGAACAAUAAUCUUUCAGGAUACAAAACAUGCAUUGAGGUUUUGAAACAUCCACUGUAUACGUAGCUGAGAAGAGUCACAAAUGGCUAAGACACUGCUCCAUACAGGACUCAUGUGCAGUCAUCGCCCUCCCAGUCUUAAGACUCCACCAUCUUGGGACCCGGAACAACAUGGCUUUUUUGAUCCAUAUCUUAUCCUCAGUGUUUUCAAGGUCUGAUGUUGGAGCCCUGUGGUGUUUUUUCUCCCCCGGCAUGUUGGCUUAAAAAGGCUUAGGGAAUCUGGUGACAGUUCUGUACUUCGGCUUGGUUUUCUGUUUGUGGUGGUUUUCAUAGACGGUUUCAUUUUUCCCUCAGGACGAGCUGCCGGUAUCAAACGCAGCCCAAGCAUGGGAAAGGUUUCAAGCCAGUCCAUUUAGGCAGGUUAAAUGGGGGCUGUUGCCCUCUGCCAUUGUGAGAGGAAGAGUCGUACAGUACCUGUGGGUUUUCAGGGACUUUGUUUUUCUCUGGUGCCUUAGCAACGGCAGCAGCCAUUUUUAGGAGUUUACCCCAAAUUAAUUAAACCAUUUAAACCCCCUCCAUUCAUUGCUCUCAGAGCUGCGGUCAGUCGUUUCUCUUUUGAAAACCACCUCCACCAACACCCCCGUUUGCCUACCACCAGCCCCCCUUUUAUUUCUUACGUUUAUUUAUUUUAGUUUUUUGUCUUCUUGCCUUCCUCCCACGUUUUACUUUCCUUCAGAACCGUGAAUGGGCAGGUCUGGCUCUGGUUUGGCAUCGCUGAGUUCUUCCCAUGCAUUUGCCCAAGAGCUGCUCGGAUGUGAGACGAAUCCCCCCGCAGUGGGCUUGCUCCCAUUGUCUGUACAGGCUAAUAGAUGCUGGCAUGUUGGAGGUUACCCGUGAGUCCAAAUCCGCUUUCCAUGCUUACUCUUGACACCCCAUCGAAGCCACUCAUCGUGUGUGCGUCUGGGUGCGAAGUCCAGCUCCGUGUGGUCCUGUGUGUGCUGUACUGCCCUGCUUUGCAGUUCCUUUGCACUUACUCAUCGAGUGCUGUUUUGAAAUGCCGACAUUAUAUCAACGUAAAAAAAAAAAAAAUGUAAAAAAAAAAACAACCCCACACAAACCAACCCAUACAAUCUGUAUUUGUAUAUACACGUGUCCGUACAAGUAUACCUAAAUAAAAAUUAAAGAUUUUCAUCAUUUUAA